CCAAGGAACCCGAAUUCAAAUUUCAUUCCAUUCCUCACGGGAACGCAAGCGAAGGAGAGCAAAAUGGGGAAGGAGCUGACGGAAGACCAGGUGGCCAAAAUGCGGGAGGCCUUCUCCCUCUUCGACACCGACGGCGACGGCAAGAUCGCCGCGUCGGAGCUGGGGAUUCUCAUGCGUUCCCUCGGCGGGAACCCUACCCAGGCGCAGCUGAAGGAGAUCAUUGCUGUUGAGGGCUUGACCGGGCCCUUCGACUUCCCCCGCUUCCUCGACAUCAUGCGACGCCAUUUCCGCCUUGAGCCCUUUGACCGCCAGCUCCGUGACGCCUUCAAGGUCCUCGACAAGGAAGGAACCGGCUAUAUCUCCGUCUCUGACCUCCGCCACGUCCUGACCAGCAUCGGUGAGAAGCUCGAGCCUGCCGAGUUCGACGAAUGGAUCCGUGAGGUCGAUGUCUCGCCGGAUGGCAACAUCCGCUACGAGGAUUUCAUUGUCCGAAUGGUUGCCAAAUGAACCCUAGGCCUUUUAUUCAGAAAAUGCGGAAGGUGGAAAGAGAUGAAUUUAUAAAUGCAAUUCCUAUCUAAGCCUGUUGUCUCAAUAUUGGCUUAAUUACCUAUUUGUAUUUAGGUUCUGUUAGUACAAACAGUGAAUUCCUGUGGCUUUUGUAAUUCCAUUUUGAUUUUAAGUUUGCCUAGGUUAACUGUCAUGUUUGAGCAUGCUUUAGGGUUUGUUUAUGAAAUUCUGUGUUUAUUUGAUAA
Molecule: messenger RNA, 752 nt
Organism: Dioscorea cayenensis subsp. rotundata (Guinea yam)
Lineage: Eukaryota; Viridiplantae; Streptophyta; Magnoliopsida; Dioscoreales; Dioscoreaceae
Product: probable calcium-binding protein CML7
Exons: 2
Coding region: 64-507 (147 amino acids)
Cellular component (GO): myosin II complex
Molecular function (GO): calcium ion binding
Source: RefSeq, a predicted model, not a curated record